Messenger RNA from Sphenostylis stenocarpa, 849 nucleotides. The record is from the annotation of a GenBank genome assembly. Lineage: Eukaryota; Viridiplantae; Streptophyta; Magnoliopsida; Fabales; Fabaceae.
AUGAAUUCGAUAGCAGCAGAACAAGUUCUGGAGCCAUGGCACAAGCUAGAAGACAAAGUCGUUCUCGUGACCGGUGCUUCCUCCGGAAUCGGACGAGAGUUCUGCAUCGACCUCGCUAAAUCUGGCUCCUAUGUCGUUGCAGCAGCUCGCCGCCUCGAUCGCCUCAGUUCUCUCUGCCACGAAAUCAACCGCCUCUGGCCCUCCCCCACCGGAAGCCGCCGCGCAGCGGCCGUGGAGCUCGAUGUCGCCGCCGAUGGCCCCACCAUAGACAAGGCUGUGCAGAAGGCCUGGGACGCCUUUGGGCGCAUUGAUUCCCUCAUUAACAACGCUGGUGUCAGAGGAAGUGUUAAAUCACCCUUGAAAUUGUCCGAGGAGGAAUGGGAUCAUGUCUUCAAGACUAACGUUACCGGUUGCUGGUUGGUGUCAAAAUAUGUAUGCAAACGCAUGGGUGAGGCCCAAAUUAAGGGAUCAGUUAUUAAUAUUUCUUCAGUUGCUGGUUUAAAUCGGGGGCAAUUGCCUGGAGCUGUUGCCUAUGCAUCUUCGAAGGCAGGAGUAAAUAUGCUGACCAAGGUCAUGGCCAUGGAAUUGGGAGUGUACAAAAUUAGAGUGAAUUCAAUAUCCCCUGGAAUUUUCAAAUCUGAAAUCACUGAAAAUUUAAUGCAAAAAAAAUGGCUGGAUGAUGUGGUCAAGAAAAUAAUGCCUUUGAGAAGAUUAGGUACUUCGGAUCCAGCGUUAACAUCUCUAGCUCGUUAUCUUAUUCAUGAUUCUUCAGAGUAUGUCACGGGCAACAAUUUUAUUGUUGAUUUUGGAGCCACCUUACCUGGUGUGCCAAUUUAUUCUUCUUUAUAA